AUGGCGCCGUGUCUAAGAGGAAUAGCCUCGAGGGCAAUAAAGCCGCGUCAUAUUAUUUCAACCCCUUUAUACCGAACCCGACUUAUCCCCAGAGUGUUACCAUCGCGGUCACUUCUCUCAUCGCCGAAGAUACAAUCACCCGGUCACAGCACAAUCAACCAGCAACGCAGCUUCUCUUCGACCACCCAACCAUGCGCAAAUUUAGAUACGGCGACGGACACUCUUCCUAUCUGCUGUCCCGGAUGCGGUGCCUAUGCGCAAACAAUCGAACCCGACGAACUGGGCUACUAUAGCGAGGGUAGACGGCGGAAGUUUGCUGCCAAGGAGCAGCAAGCACCCAAGGAGGGAGACGAAGAUGCGGAGAUUACCGAGGAAUUGAAGACUGAGGGGGAAGCUGCCGCAGAAAGAAUUGAGAAGGUGCUUCGGGAUGCAGAAGAAAAAGGAUACAACAAACCUGCGCCUAGACAUGGAGCCAUGAUUGAGGAAGCAGCUAGUACAGCCAGUCGAUACCUCGAAGCGUCUGCCUCUCGCGCGCCGGUUUGUGACAGAUGCCACGACUUAGUGCACCAUAAUAAAGCGGUAUCCGCACCCUCGCCUACGAUCGACUCCGUCCGCGAAUUCCUAGACGAAUCGCCGUACAAGCAUAAUCGUGUCUAUCAUAUUCUCGACGCGGCGGAUUUUCCCAUGUCCGUCAUUCCCAAUAUUUACGAAGCCCUUUCGCUCCAGGAACAGCGCGCGCGGAACCGAAGAGCCACGGACAACAAGUACCGAGGAAACAGAAAGUUGCCUACGAUAUCGUUCAUUAUAACACGCUCCGAUCUCUUGGGCGCGACGAAAGAACAGGUGGAUACGAAGAUGGAAUACAUGCGCUCUGUGCUACGUCAGGCAUUGGGGAAAGAAGCGGAAGAUGUGCGGCUAGGGAAUGUGCAUAUGAUUAGUGCUCAUCGGGGCUGGUGGACUAGGAAGGUCAAGGAUGAGAUUCAGGACCACGGCCAGGGGAUUUGGGUGGUUGGCAAAGCCAAUGUCGGGAAGAGUAGUUUCAUUGAAGCUUGUUUCCCCAAGGACUCAAGGAAUCUCGAGAAGAUUACAGAGCUGGUUGAACGCCGUCGUCAGGAAGGGUUGGGCGUUGCGGAUCAGAGCCAAGCUCAAGCUCCCGUUCUUGGUCCUGACAGUCUUUUGCCACCUGCUCCUCGGGAGGAUCUCUAUCCUGUCCUCCCGGUGGUGUCAUCGCUCCCUGGGACUACCGUUUCGCCCAUCCGUAUUCCGUUUGGUCGCGGCAAGGGUGAGAUGAUUGAUCUGCCCGGACUCGACCGUGGCCAGCUAGAAGACUACGUACGCGACGAGCACAAGCGCGACCUGAUCAUGUCCAAGCGACCGAAGCCGGAACGCCUUUCGAUCAAAGGAGGUCAAUCUCUCCUUCUCGGCGGCGGACUCAUCAGAAUCACACCGGUAAAUCCAGACGACGUGUUAAUGGCCGCCUGCUUCGUCCCUCUGGAUACCCACAUCACGAAGACCGACAAGGCAAUCGAAAUGCAAGCCGAAACACGGCCAUACCCCGGCAAAGUCAUCGCCAAGGAAGGACUCAGCCAAGUGAUCAAAUCCGCCGGAACCUUCGACCUAAAACACGACGUGACAAAAUCCCACCUGCCAACCUCAAUUGCCAAAGCCGUGAAAGACAACAAAGCUUCACCGCCUCCCUUACCGUACAAAGUGAUGUCGACCGAUCUUUUGAUCGAGGGCUGCGGAUGGGUCGAGCUCACGGUGCAGGUUCGGGCCAAGUCGAUGUCGGCGGACGCGGGGUCACCAAGGUCCUUGCCCCAGGUCGACGUGUUCAGCCCGAACGGUCAACACAUUGGAUCGCGGAUGCCGAUUGAGUGUUGGGAAUUCAUCGCUCAAAAGAAGGCGUCUGACAAGCGCAAGCGAGGGCCUCGGGGUCGGCAGAAUAUCGGUCUGCAGAGGCGGGCUCGGUAG
Molecule: messenger RNA, 1971 nt
Organism: Aspergillus chevalieri
Lineage: Eukaryota; Fungi; Ascomycota; Eurotiomycetes; Eurotiales; Aspergillaceae
Exons: 2
Coding region: 1-1971 (656 amino acids)
Cellular component (GO): mitochondrion
Source: RefSeq, a predicted model, not a curated record